Nerophis ophidion (straightnose pipefish) is the source of this 1788-nucleotide messenger RNA. It is a transcript of the gene dnaja, whose product is annotated as DnaJ heat shock protein family (Hsp40) member A. The record is from RefSeq and is a predicted model, not a curated record. The coding region runs from base 167 to 1357 and encodes 396 amino acids. The transcript is spliced from 8 exons. Gene Ontology annotation, cellular component: cytosol; cytoplasm. Gene Ontology annotation, molecular function: ATP binding; Hsp70 protein binding. Gene Ontology annotation, biological process: protein refolding; response to heat. NCBI's taxonomy places the organism in Eukaryota, Metazoa, Chordata, Actinopteri, Syngnathiformes, Syngnathidae.
UUGCUAACGAAGCUUCCGGUGUGGUUUGCUAGAACACUCCAGAAAGUUCCACGCGGAGGAACAGCAGCUAUAUUAAAGGCCAGACUUCUUGCCUACACCGGCUUCGAUUUUGCCAAAAAUACUUACCUUUUUCUCCUGAGAGGAAAACAUCUAACAAGUUAUAAUAAUGGUUCGCGAAACUGGCUUCUACGAUCUUUUGGGUGUCGGCCCAAAAGCAUCUGCCGACGAGAUAAAGAAAGCCUACAGAAAACUGGCCCUGAAAUAUCACCCCGACAAGAACCCCAACGAGGGAGAGAAGUUUAAGCUUAUAUCCCAGGCGUAUGACGUGCUUUCGGAUCCCAAAAAGAGGGAUCUGUACGACCAAGGAGGGGAACAGGCAAUUAAAGAUGGCGGCAUGAGUGGAGGAUCAUCCCCCAUGGACAUUUUCAACAUGUUCUUCGGCGGAGGAGGAGGCGGAAGGAUGCAGAGAGAAAGGAGAGGGAAGAACAUUAUCCACCAGCUCAGUGUUUCACUUGAGGACAUGUACAACGGCAGCACAAGAAAGCUGGCACUCCAGAAGAAUGUCAUAUGUGAAAAGUGUGAGGGCUAUGGUGGUAAGAAGGGUGCCUUGCAGAAAUGUUCCAACUGCAAAGGUAGAGGAGUGCAGAUCAAAGUACAGCAGAUAGGACCAGGCAUGAUUCAGCAGAUUCAAAGCAUGUGUGGAGAUUGUCACGGUCAGGGCGAGUCUUUUAGUGCUAAGGACCGCUGCAAGAACUGCAAUGGGCACAAAGUAGAACGCAAGAAGAAAAUUCUUGAAGUCCACAUUGACAAAGGUAUGAAAGAUGGACAAAAAAUUACAUUUCACGGGGAAGGUGACCAGGAACCUGACUUGGAGCCUGGCGAUGUCAUCAUUGUGUUGGAUCAGAAAGAUCACAGCGAAUUUAAACGAAGCGAAGACAGUCUGAUAAUGAAGAUUAACAUUAAACUUGUGGAGUCCCUGUGUGGAUUCCGCAAGGCCAUCAACACUCUGGACAAUAGAACACUCGUCAUCAGCUCACUACCAGGUGAAGUAAUAAAGAACAAUGACACAAAGCUGGUGCAGAACGAAGGAAUGCCGAUAUACAAGAGCCCUUACGAAAAGGGACAACUCAUCAUCCAGUUUGAGGUGGAGUUUCCAGAGAAAAACUGGAUCCCAGAGCAUCUCAUGUACCAGCUGGAAAGGCUGCUUCCUCCCAGAGAGGACGUGAUGAUCGCCGACGACACAGAGGAGGUAGAACUCUGCGAUGUGGACGAGCGGACGCAGCAGCGGAACAACAGAGAGGCGUAUGAGGAAGACGAGGGCAGUCCCAGAAGUGGCGUGCAGUGUCAGACACAAUAACUGUUGUCUUGUCACACGACGGACAAGGUGACCUAAAUCUAGUUUGACCAAUGCCUUUGUUGAAAGUAGCCAUUGAGAUUUAAACAAAUUCAUUUGCAACCAAGUAUUACAGUUCAGUUUGUCUUUGGAACAGCAAAACUUCCUCUGCCUGCUACCCACUCCCGCAAUUUACUAAAUGAUCUGAACUGCUACUUCACAAAAACACUGCUUUUAUUUAACUUUCCAUGGACUCCGUUGUGCAAGGUUUGUCUUCCUGUUCUGCCAUUGUUAUGUUGGCGCUUCUUUUAUAUAUGUAUUUAAUAAAGUCCCCGUGAGCUGGAUUGAUAGCUGUAUUGUACGGAAGCUUUAAAUGACUUGCUUUCUGUGAAGGUUAUUUCAGUCACCAACCAAAACAAUGUUUCAAUUAUGAAUAAAAGUCCCUGUGUGCUUUA